Messenger RNA from Erigeron canadensis, 884 nucleotides. Its product is annotated as glycine-rich protein 5-like. Lineage: Eukaryota; Viridiplantae; Streptophyta; Magnoliopsida; Asterales; Asteraceae. Bases 250 to 789 code for a protein of 179 amino acids. The transcript has 2 exons. The record is from RefSeq and is a predicted model, not a curated record.
CAAAGUAUAGAUAUAUAAGGGUGAGGAUUCCUUCAAGUUGAGCCCCAAAUUUGAAUCAAGUUGGGGAGAUCUUGACCAUUGAAUGAAAAUCAAGGGCCAAGAUCACCCUAACAUGACUAGUCAUAUUAGUCAUGUUAAAGACAACUUGACAGAAUCCCUUCCUGAUAUAUAUAACCCAUAAACCGGAACAUGUGUAUCCACAUCCUCUCCUCCCAACAUCAAUCCACAUAGACAUCAUCAGAUAUAUAUAUGCCUAUGUAUAUGUUCUUAAUUAUUAGUGUGAAAAGCAAAAGGGAAAAGAAUACGUUUUCAGUGGACAAAAGAAAUUUGAAGCAUCAAAAUUGUGAUAGAUAUAUACAACUACAAAUGGGUGUUAUGAUCAAACUCAUGAUGCUUUUUUUGUUUCUCUUCAACUUUACUUAUCAUGCAUCAGUUGCUAAUUAUCUUGACAACAACAAUCUCUUUUCAGAAACAAAUGGAUCCGAUGUUUCAACUGUUAGAAAAUUUGCACAUGCUGGCGCCAGAGGUGGAGGUGGGGGUAGAGGUGGAGGCGGAGGAGAAGGUGGCCAUACGGCCGGAGAUCAAGGUGGUCGUUCAGCCGGAGAAGGGGGCAACGGAAACGGUGGAGCGGCCAUACCUGUUUACACAGCUGGAGCAGGAGGAGCUGCGAGUCAACGCAAAAACCACCAUGGUGCUGCUGGGCUUUGUCGCCAGUGCCCAAAAGACAGGCAUCUGAUGAUUGUUGUAGCCACAACAUCAGUAUCACUUUUAUUUCAUAUACCUAUCUAAAAAAAAUUAACUAGUGCAUAUAUCGUAUAUGUAUCUUCAGGCUAGUUUUGUUUGUACAUGAUAUAUAUACUAGCUACUUCCAAUUCCAAUUCCAA